This is a messenger RNA of Lycium ferocissimum, 441 nucleotides long. RefSeq names its product dormancy-associated protein 1-like. The coding region runs from base 58 to 432 and encodes 124 amino acids. NCBI's taxonomy places the organism in Eukaryota, Viridiplantae, Streptophyta, Magnoliopsida, Solanales, Solanaceae. The transcript is spliced from 3 exons. The record is from RefSeq and is a predicted model, not a curated record.
AAAAAGAAAAAAAAACACAGUUAAAGGGAGAAAAAAAAAAAAAGGAAGGUAGUGAAGAUGGUGUUGAUUGAAAAGCUGUGGGAUGAUGUUAUGGCUGGACCUCAGCCUGAUAAAGGCCUUGGCAAGCUUCGAAAGUCCAUUACUUUACUCCAUACUCGUGCUGGGGAAGGAGGGGAAGGAUCAAGCAGGAACUACCACAGGUCGCUGUCGAUGCCGGGGAGCCCGGUGACACCGGGAACUCCGGUGACGCCAACGUCAAUGCACUCGCCAACGGCGCGUAAAGAGAAUGUGUGGAGGAGUGUGUUCCACCCAGGGAGCAACAUUGCCACCAAGAGAAUUGGUGCUGAAGUCUUUGACAAGCCUUCUCACCCCAACGCUCCUACUGUUUAUGACUGGCUCUACAGUGGGGAUACCAGAUCCAAGCAUCAGUGAGAAGUGAAA